CUCCCACACUGCACAAUGAGGGAGUUGUCUCGCCGUCAUGGACCCCUGAUGUUCCUCAGGCUUGGCGAGGUUCCAACCUUGGUCGUCUCCAGCGCCGAGGCGGCGGAGCUGGUGAUGAGGACCCACGACCUGUCGAGCGACGGCCAUGGUGACGACGUCGUGGUUUAUGAGGAGAUUGUUAGGAAUAAACCACGCUGCGUGACCAUCAACAUCAUCGGCUGCUGCGGGAAGGGGAUCGGCUUCGCACCCUACGGGGACCGCUGGCGCCAGAUGAAGAAGAUCUGCAUCAUGGAGCUUCUCAACGCCAAGCAAGUGAAGCGUGUCGAGUCCAUAAGGGCCGAGGAGGUGGGCGGCCUCCUCCGCUCCAUUGCGGCGGCCUCUGGUUUCGUCAACCUCAGCAAGAAGGCGUCGGCGCUAGCGAAUGACAUCGUCGCCAUGGCCAUGUUCGGCGGCAAGUGCGCAGAGGAGAAGUCCGAGUUCGUGCUCGCCUACGACCAAGUAAGCGAGCUGGUGGCCGGGUUCUUCCCGCUGGACUUCUUCCCGUCGUCGCGGAUCGUACGGCGGCUGAGCACCAUCGAGCACCGCCUCCGUGGGAGUUAUGGCUGCAUCCAGCGCAUCAUUGCGAGUAUCGUCGAGAGCCGCAAUGCGGAGAUCGCCGCCAACGGGGAUCAGGAGGAUUUCCUGGGAGUGCUGCUCAGGCCGCAGAAGAAGGAUUCACUUGCUUUCCCUCUAACCCCGGAGACUAUUGGUGCCAUCAUGUUUGGCAUAUUUGGAGGCGCUACUACAACCUUAGGAUCCACUGUAGAGUGGGCUAUGUCGGAGUUGUUGAAAAAACCCGAGACUAUGGCAAAGGCACAACUAGAGGUUCAAAGCGUUAUAGGUGCACUACGAGGUGUCAUCACUAAUACCGACCUUGGUGGACUGAACUACAUGCGAAUGCUUAUCAAGGAGGUUCUUAGGUUACAUCCCCCCAACCCUAUGCUUGUCCCCCGUGAGUCGAGGGAGGACUGUGAAAUCAUGGGUUAUCACAUUCCCAAAGGCACAAAGAUACAUGUUAAUGCAUUUGCAAUUUAUCGGGAUCCAAGAUAUUGGUACAACCCAGAAGCGUUUAACCCAGAGAGGUUUGAGAAUAGCAAUGUUGAUUUUAAAGGAACAAAUUUUGAGUUCACCCCCUUCGGGGCAGGUCGUCGACAGUGUCCUGCGAUUCUGUUUGGCACGUCUGCCGUGGAGAUUGCAUUGGCGAAUCUUCUCUACCACUUUGAAUGGGUGCUUCCUGAUGGAGAGAAUUCACAUUUGUUGGACAUGUCCGAGACUUUUGGGAUGGGAGUAAGGAAAAAGGUAGAGCUGCAUUUGAGAGCUACUCCGUAUGUAUACUCUGGUUAUAUAUAG
Molecule: messenger RNA, 1389 nt
Organism: Triticum dicoccoides
Lineage: Eukaryota; Viridiplantae; Streptophyta; Magnoliopsida; Poales; Poaceae
Product: zealexin A1 synthase-like
Exons: 3
Coding region: 16-1389 (457 amino acids)
Molecular function (GO): iron ion binding; monooxygenase activity; heme binding
Source: RefSeq, a predicted model, not a curated record